Molecule: messenger RNA, 2589 nt
Organism: Polypterus senegalus (gray bichir)
Lineage: Eukaryota; Metazoa; Chordata; Cladistia; Polypteriformes; Polypteridae
Product: extracellular calcium-sensing receptor-like
Exons: 6
Coding region: 1-2589 (862 amino acids)
Biological process (GO): G protein-coupled receptor signaling pathway
Cellular component (GO): membrane
Molecular function (GO): G protein-coupled receptor activity
Source: RefSeq, a predicted model, not a curated record
AUGAUACAGGUCUUUCAUGCUGUUGUCUAUCUGGUGUUAGUUUUACCAGCUUGUAGUACUGAAGAGCCAUCAUGUAAACUUCAGGAAAGAUUUCAAUUGAGCAGUUUAUACAAAAAAGGGGAUAUUAUCUUAGGUGGCAUUUUUGAAGUAAGUGCUAAAACGAUAGCGCCAGAUAUGUCCUUUCAAUCAAAACCUGAUGAAUGGAAGUGUGAAGGAUUUGACAUUUCGAUAUUUCAGAGAGCUCAGACAAUGGUCUUUGCAAUUGAGGAGAUCAAUAAGGAUCCACACCUUCUACCUAACAUUACCUUGGGUUAUAUACUUUAUGAUAACUGUGUAAAGCUCCCAGUUUCACUCAGGGCAGCUACAGCUUUAAUUGGGGGUCUGGAUAGAGUGAUCACUGAUUACAAUUGUCAAGGACUUCCUCCAGUUCUUGCUAUUGUAGGGGACCCCACCUCAACCAACUCUAUUGCCAUUUCCAGGCUCCUUGGAGUUUUCCAUAUUCCAAUGAUCAGCUAUUAUGCAACAUGUCCCUGCUUAAGCAAUAAACGGGAACACCCUUCAUUUUUCAGAACAAUCCCAAGUGAUGCUUUUCAGGUGAAAGCAAUGGUUGAGAUAAUAAAACAUUUUAAGUGGACCUGGAUAGGUGCCAUAGCAAGUGAAGACGACUAUGGGCAGUAUGCUAUUACAACGUUCAGUGAAGAAAUCAGGAAUAUUGCAUGUAUUUCAUUCAUGGAAACAAUUCCCAAAAUAAAUCAAAAGCCUAAAAUUCUUACAAUAUUAAAUAAAAUCAGACAGUCCACUGCAACUGUCAUUAUUAUAUUUGCAUCAGGGGUUGAUAUAACAGCUCUGGUUAAAGAAAUUGUCCUUCAGAACAUUACUGGAAAACAGUGGAUUGCAAGUGACGGAUGGAGCACUUCAUCUACCUUAGCUAAGAAGGAAAACUUUCCCUCAUUUGGUGGGACAGUUGGUAUUACUAUUCGUAGAGGUGAAAUUACAGGUCUAGAAAAAUUUCUUCUUCAGGUUAAACCUAAUUUUGACUUAAAUAAUAAGUUAAGUAUUCAGUUCUGGGAAGCAAUGUUUGAAUGCACAUUCCAAGGAAAUAAAACUAAUCAACUACUUCCAAGUAAAAUAUGUACAGGAACAGAGAACUUAGAGAUCACACAAACGGCCUACUCUAAUGUAUUGCAGUUACGAGGCUCUUACAAUGUAUAUAAAGCUGUAUAUGCUCUAGCACAUGCACUGCAUAAUAUGUUAUCCUGUGAAAAUGGAACAGGACCAUUCAAGAAUAACACUUGUGCAAAUGUCCAAAAUAUCCAACCCUGGCAACUUCUACAUUACCUGAGACAUGUCAAUUUCACUAAUCAUUUAGGAGAAACAGUGGCAUUUGAUGAAAAUGGAGAUGUACUUGGAAUUUAUGAUGUUGUGAACUGGCAGUGGACUGCUGGGGGUUAUGUCAAAAUACAAACUAUUGGCUCAUUUGAUCAGUCAUCUACUCAUGGAAAAGGACUCUUUUUAAAUGAAAGCAACAUACAGUGGAAUUUUGAUUCUGGACAGGUCCCUGUGUCAGUCUGCAGUAACAGCUGCCAACCAGGCACUAGAAAAGCCUUCAGGAAAGGGGAGCCAAUCUGCUGCUUUGACUGUAUUCCCUGUGCAGAUGGUGAAAUCAGCACUCAUACUGAUUCCAUUGAAUGUAUUCAAUGUCCUCAUGACCAAUGGUCCAAUCCAGGCAGAAACUGCUGUUUGCUCAAAGAAGUUGAGUUUCUUUCAUACAGCGAUGCCAUGGGAAUCACCUUGACAACAGCUGCUUUAUUUGGAGCUUCUUUCUCUUGUACGGUUUUAGCAAUUUUUAUCCAUCAUCGCUAUACUCCUGUGGUGAAAGCCAACAAUUCUGAAAUGAGCUUUGUUUUGCUGGUCUCACUAACCCUGUGCUUCCUUUGUUCUCUUUGCUUUAUUGGCCAACCUUCAAAUUUUACUUGCAUAAUAAGACAUGUAGUGUUUGGAAUUAGCUUUGUGGUAUGUGUUUCUUCCAUUCUUGUGAAAACUAUCGUUGUGCUAAUGGCUUUCACCGCUACUCUGCCUGGUAAUAACACAAUGAAAUGGUUUGGAGUCAUGCAGCAGAGGUGUACUAUUUUUUUCUUAACAUGCAUUCAGUCUCUAAUAUGUACAUUUUGGUUGACCACAUCCCCUCCUUUUCCCACACAAAACACUAUGUCCCAAAAUGCAAAAAUAUUACUGGAGUGUAACACAGGAUCAUCAAUUGGUUUUAGUUGCCUCUUGGGUUAUAUUGGAUUGCUGGCUUGUAUCUGCUUUUUCUUGGCCUUUCUUGCAAGAAAUCUUCCAGAUACAUUUAAUGAGGCCAAAUUUAUUACCUUCAGCAUGCUAAUCUUCUGCACUGUUUGGAUAACUUUUAUUCCUGCUUAUAUCAGUUCCCCUGGAAAAUAUACAGUAGCUGUUGAGGUGUUUGCCAUUUUAGCAUCAAGCUUUGGUCUUCUUUUUCUAAUAUUUGCACCAAAAUGUUAUAUAAUUAUUUUGAAACCAAAAUCUAACAAUAGGAAAGCACUAAUGGGAAGAUCAAAUAUGACCAAGUAA